Molecule: messenger RNA, 758 nt
Organism: Gopherus flavomarginatus (Mexican gopher tortoise)
Lineage: Eukaryota; Metazoa; Chordata; Testudines; Testudinidae
Product: zinc finger and SCAN domain-containing protein 29-like
Exons: 2
Coding region: 147-758 (203 amino acids)
Source: RefSeq, a predicted model, not a curated record
CGGGACGUAUCCCACAGUGCUCUAGUGGCCGCUCUACACAGGUAAAGGUACUCUUCUGCUGGCCAGGUAAACAGGAAAAGCCCCGGGAAGUUUGAAAUUCCAUUUCCUGCUUGCACAGCGUGGAGCUCUCAGCAGCAGAGAGAAGAAUGCAGUCUCCUGAAAAUAGGAAAAGAGCUCCAGCAUGGAGCACACAGGAGUUACUCGAUCUGAUAGCUGUAUGGGGAGAAGAGUCAGUGCUUUCAGAACUGCGCUCGAGCAGACGAAAUGAGAAAACCUUUGAAAAAAUUUCUAAUGCCAUGUGGGAGAGGGGACAUACCAGGGACUCGUUACAGUGCGGAGUGAAAGUGAAAGAGCUCAGACAGGCGUAUCAGAAGACCAAAGCAGCAAAGGGCAGGUCAGGCUCUGCCCCCAAAACAUGCCGGUUCUACGACGAGCUUAACGCAAUAUUGGGGAACAGCGCAACGACGAACCCCCCCUUGUCUGUUGAUUCAGAGGUGGGUGUCGUGAUUCCUGCAACUACGGAAGAUUUAUUUGAUGGCGAUGAUCAGUAUGAUGAGGACCAAGAGGAGGAGGCUCCAGCAGAGAGCACAGAGCAUUUUAUCCCCCCAAACAGCCAGGAUCUUUUCCUCACCCUUACUGAGGUUCCCUGCCAGCCAUCUCAAGGCAGUACUCCAGAAAAUGAAGCUGAGGGACCGUCCUCUGCUGCACAUUUCUCCAGCCUCCCUCUCGCUUCUCAUCUACGUGGGGGGGUAUCAUAA